UGCCAGUUCUAGUCCCGGGUUUAUUAAGGAGAACAUCGUAUUCUGUCUGAGGCUCCGGCGUCGGGGCCAGGAGCAGUUCAGGAUCCUGCUGGGAAUAAUCCUCAUGCCAGCUUGUUUCUCCUCUUCUUCAAUGCUGAGAGAGGGGAUCUGGGGUAGCCCUAGCGGUAUAGGAAUCCUUCCAAAUCUCAUCCCACUCUGCCCCAUCAGGAGGCAAUUGGGGUUGACUUGUCCAGGGUCACAGAGCUAGUAAGUAUCUAAAAAUGGCAAAGUUUGCCAUGAACCAGAACCUGCCAGACCUGGGCGGCCCCUUUCUAUACAGGGACCAGGAUGGUGGGGCUCGAAGUCCAUACUCAGUGGAAACUCCUUAUGGCUUCCAGCUGGACCUGGAUUUCCUAAAGUAUGUGGAGGAUAUUGAAAGUGGGCAGGGUCUCCGUAGCAGAGCACCACUGCCCACCCGUCGACCCCGGGGACCCAGGCCUUCUGGCCCCCGAAGUCCCCGUAGCCCAGGACCCUGGACUUCUACGGAGUCUUUAGCCAGUGAGGAUGGACGGGGGUCAUCCCAGAGCCUGGGGGAGUCUGGGGGAGCCUUGUCCCUCGCCCCAGCACCUCCCCUUAGCCUCGGCAUCCUGCCACCACCAUCACCCCAAACAGUCUUAGGGAGAAACCCCAGAGUGGAGAAGACGCUGCUGGAGACGAGUCGGCGGCUGGCACAGGAACAGGAGCAGGUGCCUGUCGGUACCGGACUUGGUCCUGGGCUGGGCUGGAAGAGCCCGCUGAGCUCCGGUCGCAGCAGUCCCGCCCCAGCUGCCAGCCCGGCCCAACUGCAGCAUGUCCGGGAGCAGAUGGCGGCUGCACUGCGGCGACUUCGAGAGCUGGAGGGCCAGGUGAGAUCGCUUCCCGCUCUGCAGCAGCAGCUGCGCACCUUACGUGAGGAGAGGGCUCGUCUGAUCGGGGCGGGGCACCAGCUAGGCCCCGAACCCGAGCUCGAGCUCGAGCUGGACUCCGUGGCUCGGCCUGGGAAACUGGCUGAGUUACGCCGGCUGACCGAAAGACUGGCCACAUCAGAGAGGGGGACCAAGGCCCGAGCUCAGGCCCAGGGGGCUUCCUGCGAGACGGGCGUGGUAGCAGUACCUGAGACCCGGGAAGUGGGCACAUUAAUGGCGCUCGAGACGCAGGAGGUAGGUGUGUUGGCAGCAUCGGAGACCUGCGAGGCAGGCAUACUGGCAACACCCCAGACUUGUGAAGAGGGCACACUGGCAGUGCCUGACACCCACGAGGCAGCCAUAUGGGUGACAGAGGCGCUUCUGGGAGUGCCAGAUGCAGCCGAGCGGGAGCUGGAGAUGCUGAAGAACAGCCUGGAACACCAGCGUGGGGUGAGUGCCUUCCUGCAGGGGCGACUCCAGGAGCUCGAGGCCGUUCAGCUCCCGAAGGAAGAGGAGGCAGCAUCGCGGUCACGACGACAAGAGGCUGCCACGCAGACCCCUGGCCACACAGUGCAGGUGGCCGUGGCUGACAAGGGCAUGCAGGCUGAGCUGGGGCCCCUGGAGCUGAGCCCUGGAGACACUGCCCUCAGUGGGCAUGAGGCCCCAUGUCCAGUGCCAGCUCAGCACAGCAGGGCCACAGCCCAAGCUGGUACCCUCAGAUCCAUCAUGAAGAAGCGGGAUGGAGCAGCAGAGCCUGGCUCUGGCCCCAAGAGCUUGCAAUUUGUGGGCAUCCUCAAUGGAGAGUAUGAGAGCUCCUCAUCCAGUGAAGAGGAAGAGGCCAGUGAUGGUGACAGUGAUUCAGAGCCAGGGGACCCCGAGGGCUCCUCAGAUGACAGCUCUGGCUCUGCUGGCCAGUCCCCACCUCACUCCCCAGUGAGUGGUUCUGGUGUCCAGGGCCAGCCAGAGCCUGCACACGAUGCCCCUGGCAGCCGGGAGAAGUUUGAGCUGAGUCCCCGCCUGAAGGAAGCCUGUCUGGUGCUUCAGAAGCAGCUGAGCCAGCCCAGGGGCAGCCGAGACCGAGAAGGGACUGCCAGCACGUCACGCCUGGUGCAGCAGGAAUGGUUUCGUGUGUCCAGCCAGAAGCACUCCCGCCCUGGUCCUGUGGCAGCCCUCUUGGCAACUCUGAACGCACACUCGCCAGCCUUGCUGGCCCACGUGGUCAACCUGGCCGAUGGUAACGGCAACUCGGCCCUGCACUACAGUGUCUCCCAUUCCAAUUUUGACAUUGUACGCCUGCUGCUGGAUACUGGAGUAUGUGAGGUGGAUCAUCAGAAUAGAGCAGGGUACACAGCCCUCAUGCUGGCUGCUCUGGCCUCUGUGGAUGGAGAGGAUGACAUGGAUGUAAUUAGGAGGCUGUUCAGCUUAGGAAAUGUCAAUGCCAAAGCCAGCCAGGCAGGACAGACAGCCCUGAUGCUGGCAGUGAGCCAUGGUCGGCAGGAUAUGGUGGCUGCCCUGCUAGCCUGUGGGGCUGAUGUGAACCUGCAAGAUGAGGAAGGCUCCACAGCCCUGAUGUGUGCCAGUGAACAUGGGCGUGUGGAGAUGGUAAAGCUCCUCCUGGCCCAGCCAACAUGUGACCAGGAUGUCUUGGAUAAUGAAGGCACUAGUGCCCUGGCUAUAGCUCUGGAAGCCGGACAGGAAGAAGUCGCUGCCCUGCUGCACGCACACUUAAGUUCAGCUAAACCAGGGCCUUUGACACCACCAGCUUCUCCUGAUUCUGAAAGCAGCGAUACUGAUGACAAGUGUUGUGAGAGCAAGCAGGAUGUUGGGCCUAUGUGAUUGGCCACAUCACGUCCCUGGUCCCAUCUCAGCUAAAUAAGAGUUUGAUGCUCUGUUCUCUUUCCACUAACCCACUUGAUAGUAAAUAGCCUGGACCUGUAUAGGCUCCCAGUUAGUGUUCCACAAAGCACCUUAUAGUGAAAAGCCUUUUUAAACCAGUGGGAGCAAGCACAAGUGAAUCCCAAGGUUCUCAGGAAUUAGAGACCUGACUGGAAAAUGGAAAUGAAGUAGCUCAGGGAAGGGUGAAUGUCACCCAGGAAUAACUUUGCAUUCCCCAGUUCCAGGCUUGUGACUGGCCAACAGAUUUACAUGAAGAAUCUCCAAAAAUUAUUCCUAGCACUUUCUUAUUCUGUGAACUGCGAGUUCUUAUUUUCCCCAAGCGUUCCAUCUAGCCACCAUGCCAUUUAAAAUGGUUUCUUAUUCUUGGUUCCUGUCAAUUAAAGCCCUCUAGCUACUACACUCAAGACUCAGAAAGGGAAAAGGAUGGUUUCAGUACAAAGCACACCAGUUUGGGCUCAGGUGACCUGUACUUGUGUCUUACUGCAAGGUCAGGCCUCAUUUCUGUAUAUAUUCCUCUAUAUAAGGUCUCUCCUGCUUUAGACCUUACAAAGGCAGAGCAGGUUAGCUCUAUGGUCCUCACCCCAGCCCAAGGGUCCUGAAUAGCCAGGCCUCAGUUCUGUCCUAUUCUGAGGUAGGAGGUCCCCAAUCCAAUCUGGGGAAACAGAAACUUUCCAAUAAAAUGCAAUUAACUGGUUA
Messenger RNA from Vombatus ursinus (common wombat), 3515 nucleotides. RefSeq names its product KN motif and ankyrin repeat domains 3 (gene KANK3). Gene Ontology annotation, cellular component: cytoskeleton; cytoplasm. Gene Ontology annotation, biological process: negative regulation of actin filament polymerization. The record is from RefSeq and is a predicted model, not a curated record. The transcript has 13 exons. Gene Ontology annotation, molecular function: protein binding. NCBI's taxonomy places the organism in Eukaryota, Metazoa, Chordata, Mammalia, Diprotodontia, Vombatidae. Bases 261 to 2759 code for a protein of 832 amino acids.